Plasmodium vinckei vinckei is the source of this 2055-nucleotide messenger RNA. RefSeq names its product conserved Plasmodium protein, unknown function. The coding region runs from base 1 to 2055 and encodes 684 amino acids. NCBI's taxonomy places the organism in Eukaryota, Apicomplexa, Aconoidasida, Haemosporida, Plasmodiidae. The transcript has a single exon. The record is from RefSeq and is a predicted model, not a curated record.
AUGAAAUAUGAGAAACCAUUUGGGAAUGAUGAUAAAGAUAAUAAAAAAAAUGAACAUAAUUUGAAAAAUUAUAAUUAUAAUAGAGGUAGUAACAAACGAUAUGGUAAUAAUGAAGAAGGUGAAGGAUAUAACAAAUUGCCAUAUCAUAAUAAUAGAUCACAUGGAAAUAAUAGAUUUAAUAAUAAAUUUUAUUCAAACAAACAAAAUGGCUUAUAUUUUUCACAAAAUGCAAAAAAAAACAGUAAUAAUGAAAUAAAUAAUAAAACAAUAGAUAGACGGAAUAAUAAAAAUAAUGAUUAUACUCGUCCAUCUUAUAAAAAAGGAAUAAUAAAUGACAAAAAUAAUAAAUCAAAAAAUUAUGCUCAUCCUCAUAAAAAAUAUAUAAGACCAGAAAAGCACUUCAAACAAAAGUUAUACAACAAUAAUAAUUAUAAUUCAAACAAUUUUGAUAAUAAUAAUAAUUGGAAUAAUUAUGAUGAGAAUUUUUCUUUUGGUGAAGAUAAAAUUUACAAUGACAUAAAUGAAGAUUAUAAAAAUAAUUAUGAUGAAACAUAUUAUGACAACUACACUAGCGGUACUAAUAUGAAUAAAACAAAACAAGAAAAUAUAAAUAUAGAAUUAAGUAAUUUACAUAGAGAUCUUCACAAUUUAUUAUUUAAUGCAUCGAAUGCAAAUGAAAAUGAUAAAAAUAACGAUAUAUCAGAUGAUAAUCCAAAUAAUAAUGAACUAAAUAAUGUUGAUCAAAAUGAUGGAACAUCUUUGAAUGUGGAGUCUCAAAAUAAAAGUUCUAACGAUAGUGUCUUAAACACAUUAUCUUUUUUAAGAACAAUUCCAUUUAAAACAUCAGGGAGUGUUAAAGAUAGCAACAGUAGUAUUAGUGAUAAUAAUAGUGAUGUAGAAAAUCGAAACUCAAAUUUUUCAAAAAAUAAUUUAGAACAAAAUAGCUAUUUUAAUCAUACAAAUGUAGUAAUUAACAAUAGAAUAAAUGAUGGGCAUGUAAAUAAUUACAUGUCAGGAUAUAAUCAACAAAUAGAACAUAAAAAUAUGGAUAGAACUACUUCAAGAGGAAUGCAUAAUAUGUAUGGUUCUAAAGGAAAUGCAUUUUUUCAAGAAUCAGCAUUUUCUAAUGAUGAGCAUAGUGAUAGUAGUAGUAAUAUGGAGGAUAAAGUAACAAGACAUGACAACUUUAACAAUCGAAAUAUAUAUGACCAAAAUAAUGAUCAAAUAAAAUUUGAUAACAGAAUAAAUUUAAAUGAUAAUAUUUUUCCAGAAACUCAAAUUAAAGAAUCAUUAAAAAUAUUAAAUACUUUACAAGUUGAUAUUGAAAGAGUUUGUUGUUAUAUAAAACAUUUUUCUGAUCCUCCUGAUAAAUUAUUUGAAGUUAUGAGUGAAGUAUUUCUUGAUAAUACAAUAUUAUUAAAUUCUAAAAUUGCAAUAUUUUAUGUUUAUAAUCAUUUAAUUCAAGAGUUGCGAAAUAAUUAUCGAAAUAAUUUUGAUAAAUAUAUGUAUAUAGCUAAUAAAGGGUUAGAAAUUUUCGUUAUACCAAUAUUAAGAUAUAUAUUAACAGAAGAUGUAAAAAAUAUUGAAAUGAUAAAUAAAUUUUAUCGAUGUAUAUCAAUAUGGAAUGAAAGAAAUAUAUAUAGUAAAUUUAUAUGUGAUCAAUUAAUAGCUUUACAAAAAAGUCCUCAAAAAAAAAUUGAAAUAAAUAUAAAAAAUAUAACAAAUAAAGCUCAUACAUUAUUAUCUAAUGAAUUAUCUAAUUUUGUUCCAUUAAAUUUUAUUUUAAAAAUGCCAAGUAUUAAUAAUGAACAUAAAAAGGCAUUAAACAAUGAAAUUAUAAAAUCCUUAUUUAUAAAUCCGUCUAAGGAAACAUUAAAAGGUUUAGAUAAUAAAAAUAUUGAUGAAGCAUCCAAAACAUCAGACAAAGUAAUGAGGAUGUUUGGACAAGAAUUAAUUUUAGUUAAUUCUCAGAUUUUGGAAUUAUCUUCUCUAAUUAAUGACAAUAAUGACUGUUUAGUUAAACUAAGAGAUUCCAUGGAUAAUUUAAAGGAUUGA